AAAAAUUAUGUAUGCUCAUUCUGCGAAGAAGCUUUCAUUGUCAAACAGAAGAUGGUGGAACAUAAAAAAGAUGUGCAUCAAGUGUAAAUAAAUAAAUAUAAAUAUAUCAGGACAAAUCACACAGAUUGAGCUAGCCCCAAAGCAAUCCGCGGAGAUCAAUUAUCAUUAAGGUAUCUUCUGCAAAAAGUAUUACACAAGAGGAAAAUAAACAGAAAUUUAUGUCCGAAACGAAAACUGGCAAUAUCGCUUGGUUUGUAAAAAGAAAGAGCGUUUUGUCAAAACAUCUGGAGAAUAUCAGGCAAAUACUUAAACAUUCUAAUGCCACACCUAUAAAAAACAAACUGGGUACACAUUUCUCGUGUUGUUUUUGUGACGACAAAUUCAUCGAACCUAACAUGUUAAAAUUGCACACUAUCAACAAUCACGACACAAAAACUAAGCUUGAAUUUAUGAAAGGCCAGUCUUUAACUACUUUUGUUGUUAAAAUGGACAUCACCGAUCUAAUAUGUACAAUAUGUAACGAAAAAUACAAUGAUUUAAAUACUUUGUUACAACAUUUAAAAGCGCACAAUGUAUCAGUUCACGUUGGAGCAACGAAUUAUAUAUUUCCUUUCAAAUUUAACAGCGACGAACUAUCCUGUGCCAUAUGUGACAAAAUGGCGAAUAAUUUCAAAAUGCUUUCAGAGCAUAUGAACGUUCACUAUAAGAAUUUCGUUUGUGGCGAAUGUGAAGCUGGUUUUGUUAACCAAAGAAUGUUAAGAGUUCAUGGCUAUAGGCAUGCUUUAGGUGAAUUUUCGUGUCCUAAAUGUUCCAAGGUUUUCGACACUAGGAUCAAGAUGAAGGCACACGAGAGGGCGGUACACGUGAUGCUUAAUAAAAGGAAUAGGUGUGGCUUUUGUGGCGAGAGGUUUACGGAUUACACGAAGAAGAAUUACCACGAAGUUGAGAUGCAUGGAGUCGCUGCUAAGGUGCUGAAGUGUCAAGCGUGUCCAAAGACUUUUUCUAACCAGAGAUCUCUGUCGGUGCACACUAGAGGCUUUCACUUAAUGGAGAAAAGAAAGACGUAAUUUAGAAAUAGAUAUAAAUUUAUUCAUAGGAUACAAAUAUACAUUAUAGAUAAUUAACAAAUAUGUAAUUUGUUCAUUACAAACACAACAAAAACACUACAAAAGGGUACUUACCACUCAGCUUGUGCCAUGACGUUGAUUUACCAAACAAGAUGGCACAACCUAUCAAAAAAAAAUUUACGAGAUAAAUCCGCGAAACAUAAACACGGAAUUAUAUUUUAUCUAAAUACCAUAUACCUCAUGUCAGCAGGCAUACUAUCAACUUUUACAGAACGAUUCCAAUGCAACUCAAUUCAAUUUAGGCAUCUAAAAUGAAUCGCAUUCAUACUUACUAAAAAUUAAGUCGACGGUACGAAUUUGCGAUUCAGUUCAGUUUAGGUCGUAAAGUGGAACGCGUUAAGAGAUGAUGGUAAGCACCCAGGAUGGAUGAACAUUAUUAAUGACUAGGAGGUAUACAACAAUAAUUAAUAGGUACACUCGCAUUUCGGCACACUUUAAUCGACUUCAAACGUGUUGAAUGAAAUAUUUUUAUUUGUAAAAAAUAAUAUUCAUUUGUUUCGUCAGGUUGAGAGUCGACGUCGCUCAGACAAACUACAUUUAUUGCCAACGAACACUGUAUUUCUCCAUAAAAGUGUGUAUGCAAUGGCUCCUGUAGUGUAUGCCUAUAUUUAUUUCCUCCCCACUACUGUGACAUAAGUCAUAGCGCUGUGAGUGUGCGAGCAAGCGCUCAGUUGUUUACGAGACGGCGAGACGCACAGACGUUGGAGCAUCAGUCAUGUGGCUGUGAUGUACAAUUACGUGCGAUGACGGGGGACGUAAUCUCGCAAGUAUAUCUAUGAAAUACAAGAGGGAACUAUCAAAGCUGCUUAUCAAAAAAAGCUUAUUAUUCUGUUACUGAAUAUCUAAAUGAUAAUUUCAAUUAAAUUAAUAAAGUAUUUGAUCUUUUAAUGUUAUACCUGACAAUUAGAUAAAUUAUGUAAAUACUUUAUAAUAUACAUCAUUGUAUGAAAUAUUAUGUAACUUCAUUUUGUAAAACCUAUGAAAUAAAAUGUUGUAUGUCUUGUUGCGGCACAUGCCUAGUUCUCUAUGUCCCACAACAAAACAUACGAAGUUUUAGUCAUUAGCUCAUAUAUAACUCAUUCCAAUGUAUUAUAUCUAUUAUAUAACCUGUGUUCACGAAAAAAAAGAUUUGAAUUGAAGAUUGACAUAUAUGCGUGCAUUCCUUUUGUUUCAUAAUGUAAGUUGUAUGUAUUUCAAUUCCACAGGACAAAUUAUAGUGUGUAGAUUAUAAAGUUUAAACAACACAUGGCAUUUUAUUAUCGGA
Molecule: messenger RNA, 2391 nt
Organism: Plodia interpunctella (Indianmeal moth)
Lineage: Eukaryota; Metazoa; Arthropoda; Insecta; Lepidoptera; Pyralidae
Product: PR domain zinc finger protein 5-like
Exons: 2
Coding region: 219-1067 (282 amino acids)
Biological process (GO): regulation of transcription by RNA polymerase II
Cellular component (GO): nucleus
Molecular function (GO): DNA-binding transcription factor activity, RNA polymerase II-specific; RNA polymerase II transcription regulatory region sequence-specific DNA binding
Source: RefSeq, a predicted model, not a curated record